Molecule: messenger RNA, 1224 nt
Organism: Bursaphelenchus xylophilus (pine wood nematode)
Lineage: Eukaryota; Metazoa; Nematoda; Chromadorea; Rhabditida; Aphelenchoididae
Source: the annotation of a GenBank genome assembly
AUGAACGCUAAGCUGAGCGAUGCCUACGAUGGAUACCGCCGAUUUUUGGUUGACAUCUCCACCGGCGACAGCUUUGUCUUGGAUGCUAGUGUCUUCAACGAAACUUAUAGAGAAUGGAAUACCUUUGAUCCUGCGACGUCCAGUUCUUUCCAGAAUUUAACUGCUGAGUUUUCGCAAACUUAUGUUGGUGAUUUGAAUGUCAACUCAUCUUCGGUUGCCGGAUAUCUAGCCUAUGAUUCACUUGAGGUAAUUGGAACCGAAAUGAAUGCAACGUUUGGAAUUGUCAAAAGAAUUGAUGGAAAUUCCCCACCAACAGUGACGUAUCUAGGAGAACAAGUUGCAGGACGGAUCGGAUUUUCCAGGCUGGGAAAUACCACCACAAAUAUUCAUAAGCGUCUGCUAGAGGGACAUGAGAACAAAGCGCUUUGCUUGGCUAUGUACGACGAGGGGGAGUAAGUGUCUUAAAUAAUGUGAGCUCUCAUCUAUCUAUAAAAACCUCUAGUUUUUAUGAUCAAAAAACAAAAAAAAAUCAGUCUGUCGGAAAAAUAAUGAGCACAAUGUCACAUCGAAAAUUGCAUCGCCGCCGAAAAAAUGAAUUGUGCCGCCCGAAAGUCGAGUUGAUUUUCUUCAGCGACGCGAUCGGCACAGCGACAUUCCGCUCAUUGUUUUCCCCACAGACUGAGAACUUUACAACCAAGAGUGUGUUUCAGAAUCACGAAACCUCAAGUCAGUCUCGGCCGCUUCUCAGGUCCUCAGAAGGCGCUGCGAACCACGGUCAAAGCCCUUCCGAGAGCCGACGGACUUUGGGCGGUCAACGUGACCAGUGUUAAAAUGGAUAAAUACAGGAUCAGCCGCUCCCAUGAGAUUGUCUUCAGCACGACAUUUGACGGCAUCGGCUUCAAGUCCGACCAUUUCAAACGACUUCUUUGGCUGCUGGACGCUGAAUACGACCGUCCAAAUGGCCGAUUUUAUACAAGCUGCGGUCAAAACUUGACGAUUGAGUUUCUAAUCAACGAAGCGGCGAUUCCGCUCAAAUUCAGCGACUACACGGAGAAGAUCGCGGAGGACAAAUGUGUCAUCAAAGUGAGGCAUUUGUAUGAAGCUACAAUUAUACUGGGUGCUCCAAUCUACCGAAAAAAUGGAGUGUGUUUUGACUUUGAGAAGGACGAAGUCAGCUUCUACGACAUGCAAGACGAUCCUGAUUCAGAUGUCGGAAUUGUCUAG